CGCCAGUCGACUAUCGAAGGACAGGUAAGCUUCUUUCUUUCGUGUUCUCAUCGUACCUCCCAACGUAGGAAAAGGCAACGCUUUCCACCUUAAUUCAAUCAAAAACAAGCAGAAAGCAAUUCGCGCAUACUGCCGUGGUCGCCUGACUGUACUCCGUCCUCAAUCGCGUUCCAUGACGCCGCAGCCAGAACGAGAAACAUUGCCAUGUCUGACGGUUCACAAUAUCAUUCCUGGAAACCUGAGCCCUUGGUUCGUGGCACGUUCUCUAUACUCUCGUCUUCCCUUUUGACGAUGAUCUUGUGUGUUUGGACAUCCGUUCACUUGAAUAUCCCUGAGUAUGGAAAAGCCAAAGCACAGACCUGGCGAAAAAUAGGCUGGAUGUUUAUAGCGCUUUUUGCUCCGGAAUGGGUUGUUUUCACUGCCUACUGUGAGCAUAUGGAUGCAAAGGAUGUAGGGAAAACAAUGCGGAAAGCUUUCGACCAGCCAGACCCCCCGGGUUUCAUCGAAUGGCUGAAGAUGAUACUGAACGAGUUCCUCCGAUCCGUCUUCGAUGGUUUGAAAUGGAUGGGAACCAAGAUAGGGCUCGUCAAACAAGCAGAGCAUGUUCCCCAAGCUAUAGAUGUGGAGCUUGAUCCCAAGUUUCGGAGGCACUCAUGGACAAAAGCGCACUCUCUAUACGCCACGAUGGGGGGAUUCGUCGUCGAUACCCGUGGCAUAGACCAAAACUAUCUCAAGGAUGGGCAACAGAGGAUGACACUGACACUUCAGGGUCUCAAGUAUGUCGCUAACUGGGCGCCUGACAUCCUUCCGGACCUACACGAAUCCGCGAUCAUAGACAAGAGCAAGGCUAACGCCUUCACGAAGCUCGUGACGUGUGGACAAGCGUCAUGGUUUGGCGUACAAUGCUUGACUCGCUCAGUCCAAGGCCUUUCCAUCUCGCUCCUGGAGAUUAACACCGCUGUGCACGCUAUCUGUACCUUGGGCAUGUGUGUGCUUUUUUGGUGGCACAAGCCUCUUGAUGUUGAGGAGCCGACCAUUCUCACACAUGCAGACACACAUCCGGUGAUUGCAUUCCUAAUAACUGGCCAGACGUAUCGGAAUAUUCGUGUGUCACUAAUGGACAUGGAGGGCGACAACGCUCUUGACCUAGUCCCCGACUCUGGAACAGCGAUCCACCAUCCCAACUUGAACCAUAUCCUGCUCAAGCCAUCGAAGGACCCGAGUUUCCCGCCGCCUCUCUAUGUCGUAUAUGAUGGUUUUGCUAUCCCUGCGUCCAGAUCUAUUUCGAAUAAAAUUGUCGAUGAUCUUACCGAAUCAGACUUCGAACGCUUAAAGCUUGCUUCACAAGCCAUUAGAAAAUAUGGGUCAUAUACUGAAACGCUGCGUCACAUGAGUAAAUCCGUAGGAAAAGACCACUACUUGAUUGUACGUUCGCGCAAUCGGCCUAUUUCAAUGGAUACGGAUUCGGACGCGGAGACUUCCUGGGUUUUCGGAUUUCCUCUUGCUGGUCUCUUCUACGGCGGUGUACACCUUCUAGUUUGGAACCGGCCUUUUCGCAACGAGACGGAGAAGCUGGUGUGGAAAAUAAGCAACCUGACCAUUCUGUUAUCAGGUACCCCAUCGGUGGCUUGGUUAUGCUAUGAGAGUUUGCCCAAGACAUUUCUUCGACGUCUCCCUAAUCGGGUCAAUUCUGCCUUAGAGAUAUUGGGUCUGUCAUUCUUUUUCGCCUUUACGCUGUUCUAUGUUUUAUGUAGGUUGUUUGUCAUUGUCGAAUGUUUCCUAGACGUCUUUCACCUCCCAGACUCGGCUUUCGAAGUUCCAAGGUGGUCGCAGUAUUUCCCGCAUGUAUGAAGAUAGAAUGCAAUUCAUACACGA
This is a messenger RNA of Alternaria rosae, 1875 nucleotides long. RefSeq lists its product as uncharacterized. Bases 205 to 1851 code for a protein of 548 amino acids. The transcript is spliced from 2 exons. NCBI's taxonomy places the organism in Eukaryota, Fungi, Ascomycota, Dothideomycetes, Pleosporales, Pleosporaceae. The record is from RefSeq and is a predicted model, not a curated record.